AUGCGAGUAAAUCUAGCGGCGGCCUCGACAUUCCUUGCUUCGUUGAUCCGGUACACGACUGCAGCCAAUGUUACUUCGCUUGAGGGCACAUGGACAUCAAAGUCGGAGACGGUCGUAACUGGACCGGAUAUCUACGACCCAGUUGGAGAACGGCUUAUUGAGCCUAGACUACCCGGAACAGCAUUCUCCUUUACAAAUGACGGAUACUUUGAAGAAGCCAUAUAUGUCGUUAUUGGAAAUCCUACGACUCCCGAAUGCCCCAAUGCGAUUAUACUCUGGCAGCAUGGGAAAUAUACCCUCUACGAUAACGGCUCCAUGGUUUUGUUCCCAUUCGAUUCCGAUGGAAGAAAGCUAUGGUCCGACCCUUGCAAGCAAAAGAAAUCGAUUUAUACUAGAUAUAAUCAGACAGAAUUGUACAGGUCUUGGGAUAUCGUUAAAGACGACUACAGAGGCCAGUUCCGACUCAAUCUGUAUAAAUUUGAUGGCGCACCAAUGAAUCCAUUAUACCUAACAUACAAGCCGCCCCAAAUGCUUCCAACUACGACGCUCAAUCCCUUCCCGACUUCGACCCCUACAACGGCCGCCAAAAUCAAGCGAUCUAUUGAGAAUUUCAAAAACUCGCUUCCAGACGGCGCGCCUGGGCUCGAUAUUUGGUGGUGGGCCGCUGUGGUGAUGACACUAGUCGGUGGCUUGGGUGUCUACCUCGCUCGGCCCCCGCCUUCCUAA
This is a messenger RNA of Orbilia oligospora ATCC 24927, 726 nucleotides long. RefSeq lists its product as uncharacterized. The transcript is spliced from 5 exons. The record is from RefSeq and is a predicted model, not a curated record. Gene Ontology annotation, biological process: 'de novo' protein folding. NCBI's taxonomy places the organism in Eukaryota, Fungi, Ascomycota, Orbiliomycetes, Orbiliales, Orbiliaceae. Gene Ontology annotation, cellular component: endoplasmic reticulum; endoplasmic reticulum membrane. Bases 1 to 726 code for a protein of 241 amino acids.